GGGAGUGUGUGUAUGUGUGUGUGUGUGUGUGUGUGUGUGUGUGUGUGUGUGUGUGUGUGCUGAAUGACUUCAUUGAGAAUACGUAAUAAUUGAUUGGUUGCACACCGUCACCAGUGACAUCACAGCGCUCGUCGGCCAAUCAGGUCGCUGCUCCCCAACAACAAAACUUCCCCGACUCUUUAUGAGCAGGUCACAUCGUCGUCUUCAUCGCCUGAGUCUUCAUCGUCGUCUUCAUCUUCGUCUUCAUCGCCUCUUGAGCCUCUCUGAUGGGCUGACUGCCUCAUGGAGUCUGAUCUUCUGGUCUUGUUUGUUCCUCAGAUUUGGAGAAGGAGAAAUGUCCGAGCGUCAACAUCAUGAGACCAGCGUGGUGCUCAGGGUCUCCAGUCUGCCUCUGGUCAGCUCGGCGAUGCAGUCGGUGACGUCCGUGUACUCCGAGGUCAAAGGUCGCUACCCUCUGCUGCGGCUGGUGGGCGGAGUCGCGGAGGUCGGUGUCAGCGUCGCCAUGACGAGAGCCACGCCCCUUCUUCAAAGUCUGGAGCCGCAGAUUGAAGUCGCCAACAGUUUUGCUCUCGUUGGUCUCGACCGUCUGGAGAAAAACUUCCCGAUCCUGAACCAAUCAACGGAGGAGGUGCUGGGCCACCUGAAGGACGCCGUGCAGCUGACGCUGGACGACGUGCAGCUGUGGGUGGCGGACGGCCUGGACGGCGCCCUGGACCAGCUGGAGCGGCUGUCGGACGGCGCGCUGGGCGCCGCGCGGCUGCUGCAGGACAGCCAGGUGGGCCGGGCGGCGGCGGCGGCGCUGGACGACCUGCUGGGCCGCCUGGAGGAGGCCGCCGCCUCCUACCUGCCCCUCCCCCCCACGCUGCGGCGCGAGUGGGAGAUGAAGGUGCAGCAGUACGAGGAUGAAGACGAGGAGGAGCCCAGUCUGUGGACCCGGGUCCGGAGCCUCCUGCUGAACCUCAGCCUGCAGCUCUACCACCGGCUGAUGAAGAUCAGGGAGCAGCUCCAGAGGACCAUGAGGACCAUGGGGGACGCGGCAGACCAGGUGGGUCUGGGUCGGGUCCUGGAGCUGGUGGGUGAGCUGCUGCGGUACCUGCAGGACCUCCUGGUGGCAUUGGUGUACCGGGCCGAGAGCCUCCGGGAGCUGACCCUCGGCGGGGUCAGAGGUCAGGCCGCCAUGUUGGCCGAGCUCCGCCCCCUCCGUCAGAUCAGAGAGCUGCCGGUUCGGAUCCAGCAGCUGCUGGGAGACCUGCAGGACCUGUCCAAGAUCCUGCUGCAGCUGGUCAUCAACGCCACGCCGCUCUACAACAUGCUCCAGCAGCCGUCCCCUCAGGAGGUGGAGGACUUCCUGAACCAGGAGGACGUAGCGGCCGACAGUUCGUCCCGUCGCAGCUCCGCCAACAACCUCUUCCUGAAGGCGAUGGACGGACGUCCUCGCCGCCGCCGGAGUCUCUACUCCCGCGCCACCCGGGGCCCCCAGAGCCCCGACCCCCCCAACGGCCGCCGCCGCUCCAGCACGAAGGACCUCAUGGCCCCGGAGAUGGAGGACCUUAAGAUCCCGUCCGAAGACGUCGUCGUCCUCCGCCGGCCGUCCGCCACCGAGCUGCUCCUCGCGCCGCUCAAACAGUUCGUCUCUCAGAGCCAGAAGGCCUUCGAGUACCUGAGUCCCAACACCCUGGACCCCACUGAGGAGGACGAGUCCUAAGCGCUUGUCGGUACGCGUUCACCGGCGGAGCGACCAUCAACAUGUUAGCGGUUCAUAAAUCUGCACCUUUUUAUUUUACGUCAACGAAAAGAAACUUUCAGUCUCUCAUUUAAACAAUUUCUCGCGAAUACAUUUUGUUCAUUCCACCACACGACCUUUAAACGUCGACCUUGAGGAGGGAACAGUUGCUUUCAGCCACGUCUCUCGACCUUCAUCCAUCACACGGUCAUGAAGUCCAUGAGACGUGGCUUCAAAACCAGUUAUUUACCCCUCAAGGCCACCGUAGACUCCAGUUUACUGUGCCGAAGACUCCUUCUCUUUGUCCUUCUUCUCCUUCUCCUCCUUCUUCUCCUUC
Messenger RNA from Cyclopterus lumpus (lumpfish), 2060 nucleotides. RefSeq names its product perilipin 6 (gene plin6). The record is from RefSeq and is a predicted model, not a curated record. Bases 182 to 1705 code for a protein of 507 amino acids. The transcript is spliced from 8 exons. Gene Ontology annotation, cellular component: cytosol; lipid droplet. Lineage: Eukaryota; Metazoa; Chordata; Actinopteri; Perciformes; Cyclopteridae. Gene Ontology annotation, biological process: positive regulation of triglyceride storage; lipid storage.